Messenger RNA from Malania oleifera, 800 nucleotides. RefSeq lists its product as uncharacterized. The record is from RefSeq and is a predicted model, not a curated record. The coding region runs from base 247 to 576 and encodes 109 amino acids. Gene Ontology annotation, biological process: regulation of sister chromatid segregation; negative regulation of double-strand break repair via homologous recombination; maintenance of rDNA. Gene Ontology annotation, cellular component: cytosol; nuclear speck. NCBI's taxonomy places the organism in Eukaryota, Viridiplantae, Streptophyta, Magnoliopsida, Santalales, Ximeniaceae. The transcript is spliced from 3 exons.
AGAGAGAGAGAGAGAGAUGGAUUACAGUCUAGCAGCGCUGAAGCUGCUGUGCGGGCAGCUGAAGAACGCUCGGCAAACCCCCUCCCAAAACGCCAUGAAUCUUGGCGGCAUUCUUUUCCAACGCGCUUGGUUACAGGUUCCAUUCCCCUCCCUCUUUUCUUCUUUUCUUCUGCUUUCCACUGACGACGCCCGCCGCCGCGUAGGGCGUUUUGGUCUCGGCUUCCGACGACGGCCGUCUACUCCUCGAUGAUGGCACCGGCGUCAUCUGCCUCGCUCUCUCUGGCGACUUCCGCCUUCGGGAGUGGAAGAUUGGUUAGUUCGGCUGCCCCCUCUCUGCCUCCCCCCAAAACCAUCUUAGCAUCAACUGGAGCAUUUUAUCAUUUAUUUCGCAAUUUGAAAUUCCAGAGGAUGUAUGUUAUGGUUGUUGGGGCAUGCUUUGUCAGUACUGGUGAACCCCCCAUGAUCAAGGUUCACAAGAUGGUUGAUCUUUCACCAUUUCCAGAUAGAGAGGCCAUGUGGUAUCUUGAAGUGAUGGAGGCUUACAAGCUCUUCUACCAGCCUUUGUUUGAAGAAUGAAUUUUGUAUGUAUUUUCUUUAAUAUUUUGUGUUUAUUCAAAUCAAGGAUGGAGAGGGAGAAAGAGAGAAAGAGAUGAACAUUACCUCAAAUUUUUGCAAGGAAAAAUGAAUUUCCUGUAGGAAAAUCUGUUUUUGUAAUUUAAUCACAAAUAUUGCUAUUCUAUAUGUUCUUUAAAUUAUUUAAAAGUUAAACAUUUAGCCAUGGAAGCGAGAAUUUGGAUUCA